AUGAGAAAGCCUUCAGAAGAUUUAAAACCAUUUGAAUAAUAAAAUCGUCAUAAACAUAAACUUAUUAAUGAUUUAAAAUAAACAGAAAAUGCAAAUUAAUUCGUUGGAUUUUAUAUAAGAUUGGAAAUACAAACACAAGAAAUAAAUAGAAUGCUUGAUAUUAAUUUAAUAUAAUGA
Molecule: messenger RNA, 177 nt
Organism: Paramecium sonneborni
Lineage: Eukaryota; Ciliophora; Oligohymenophorea; Peniculida; Parameciidae
Source: the annotation of a GenBank genome assembly